This is a messenger RNA of Penicillium nucicola, 1323 nucleotides long. Its product is annotated as Gfo/Idh/MocA family protein. Gene Ontology annotation, biological process: NADPH regeneration. The coding region runs from base 1 to 1323 and encodes 440 amino acids. The transcript has a single exon. The record is from RefSeq and is a predicted model, not a curated record. Gene Ontology annotation, molecular function: oxidoreductase activity; nucleotide binding. Gene Ontology annotation, cellular component: cytoplasm. Lineage: Eukaryota; Fungi; Ascomycota; Eurotiomycetes; Eurotiales; Aspergillaceae.
AUGACCAACACCAUCCUCCGCCUAGGAGUUCUAGGCGCAACGACCGCAGUCCAAGCCACCUACCUCCCAAUCCUACACUCUCUCAAAGGCCACUACGUCCUGACAAUAAUCUACGACCCCAGCGAAGAGGUCGUCCAGCAAUGCCAAACGCGCUUCAACAUACCCCACAGCACAACCACCGUGGAAGAUGUCCUACUCCAUAAAGACGUGGACGUAGUGCUGAACCUCCUCCCAAUUGAAUCUCACGAAAAGCACACCGUGACAGCCCUAGAAGCUGGAAAAGACGUAAUGGUCGAAGUGCCCCUCACCAUGAGCAUCCCAAGCCUGCGCCGAAUCCGCGAAGCAACCAAGAAAGGCAAAGCUGCCCGUUCCAACAACACCACGAGCCCAGACGGGCCGAGAGUCUUCGUCGGAUGCGCGCGUCGCUACGCGCCUUGUUUCACAGAAGUCUUCCAACAAGAACUCGCAAGCCUGGGCCGAAUACACUAUGCACGCUGCCGCAACAUCGCCGGUCCGAUGAACAUCCCAGCCCCAACCCCAACCCCAACAUCAAACUCAAAUGAAAACGGAAACAAAACAAACGGAGCGAGCACAGCAAACCCACUAGACAGCCUCAAUUGCGCAGUUCAAUUCACCAAGCUCCUCGAAGACGUCUUCGGCGAGGAUAUCACCCCGGACAGAAUCGCCUUCUGUCGCUACCUGAGUAUGCUAGGCUGUCACGAUCUCUCGCUAAUGCGGGAUUCUCUGGGGUUCCCAGACGCAGUCUCGAACGUGGCUAUCACCGACCCUUUUUACUCUGCCAUUUUUCAUUACACGAAUGCCGCCGAUGGACAUCCUUUCACGCUUGUCUAUGAGGCUGGCGUUGACGCUGUUCCGCGCUGUGAUGCACAUCUGACCGUCUAUGGUGCUAACAAAACGAUCAGCGUUGAGUAUGAUUUCCCCAGGCCUGGUGAAAAGAUCAGUCAGGGGACUUUUGUCAAGGUUAUCGUGGAAGAGGUUGAAUCCGGACAGGCUGGAGAAGGGCUUCUUGGUAAUGGGCAUGAGAAUGGGAAUGGACAUGCCAAUGGCAAUGGCGAAGCAAAAAACAACCAAAAUGGAAAUGGAAACCAACUUGUCGGUCCACGCAUCAAACGCACUGAGACGGUCAGCUCCUGUGAAGAGGCAUACGAGCGUGAAUUCCUCGCGUUGCAUUCCUAUCUGCUUGGUGGGAAUUCGGCUGCGAAGACGACUGCCGAUGAUGCUGUCAUGGAUUUAAGAUUGCUGCUCAUGAUCUUUGAACAUUAUAAUCGACAGUGUGGUACCAUUCGUACUCCGCUGGGCUGA